GCUUAUUCAACAUGAAAUUCAUUCUAAUUCUCGCUUGUCUGGCGCUUUUUGUGGCCCACAUUCAUGCUCAGCGGUGUCGCGGUCGUCUUCCGGCAAACAGGAAAGCUUGCACUGGUGGUCGCAAUGAGGGAACUGCCCGAGGUCGCAAUUGCGCAAGGAAUGCAAAUCGAAACAUGUGGUGGUACGACACUACUGACAGCACCUGCAAGACAAUGAACUAUCGCGGAUGUGGUGGCAACAACAAUCGCUAUUGCACUCGGGCGGAAUGCGAGAGGAGGUGCAGGCGUACAGCUCCUACUACUGCUGCUCCUACGACUGCUGCUCCUACCACUGCUGCUCCUGAACCUGCUGCAUAAUUGAAAGAAAGCCCAUUUGAAUAUUGAAAUAAAUUGAUUGAGUGUGCA
Drosophila grimshawi is the source of this 404-nucleotide messenger RNA. RefSeq names its product tissue factor pathway inhibitor 2. Lineage: Eukaryota; Metazoa; Arthropoda; Insecta; Diptera; Drosophilidae. The record is from RefSeq and is a predicted model, not a curated record. The transcript has 2 exons. Gene Ontology annotation, molecular function: serine-type endopeptidase inhibitor activity. Bases 12 to 356 code for a protein of 114 amino acids.